Orussus abietinus is the source of this 1192-nucleotide messenger RNA. It is a transcript of the gene RpLP0, whose product is annotated as 60S acidic ribosomal protein P0. Gene Ontology annotation, biological process: cytoplasmic translation; ribosome biogenesis; ribosomal large subunit assembly. The coding region runs from base 140 to 1093 and encodes 317 amino acids. Gene Ontology annotation, cellular component: cytosolic large ribosomal subunit. Gene Ontology annotation, molecular function: large ribosomal subunit rRNA binding; structural constituent of ribosome. The record is from RefSeq and is a predicted model, not a curated record. The transcript has 5 exons. Lineage: Eukaryota; Metazoa; Arthropoda; Insecta; Hymenoptera; Orussidae.
AACAAACCUUGUGUCCCCGCGCCGUGGACAGUGAGCUGCAUUGGCAGAACCGUAAUGGACUUCCGGUGACUCUUCUACAUAACCGCCUUCUUUGCCAAGUCCUUAAAUCUCCGUAAGGAAUCCUUACACGCACUUUAAGAUGGGUAGGGAGGACAAGGCAACAUGGAAGGCCAACUACUUUACAAAACUAAUUCAACUUUUGGAUGACUACCCAAAAUGUUUCAUCGUGGGUGCGGACAAUGUCGGUUCAAAGCAAAUCGAGCAAAUUCGUAUGUCACUCCGUGGCACUGCGGUUGUGCUGAUGGGAAAGAACACCAUGAUGCGGAAGGCAAUCAGAGGCCAUAUAGAGCGUAAUGCAGCUUUGGAAAAGCUCUUACCACAUAUUCGCGGCAAUGUUGGCUUUGUCUUCACUCGAGGAGACCUGGUCGAGGUCAGAGACAAGCUACUGGAGAAUAAAGUUCGUGCUCCAGCCAGAGCAGGUGCUAUUGCUCCUUUGAGCGUCGUAAUUCCUGCUCAGAACACGGGGUUGGGUCCUGAGAAAACUUCGUUCUUUCAAGCCCUUAGUAUUCCAACCAAGAUCUCCAAGGGUACUAUUGAAAUUAUCAAUGACGUCCAUAUUCUGAAACCUGGUGACAAAGUAGGAGCUUCUGAAGCGACCCUCCUGAACAUGCUGAAUAUUUCUCCGUUUUCGUAUGGAUUACUUGUGGAGCAAGUAUACGAUUCUGGUACUAUCUUUGCACCAGAAAUUCUGGAUAUCAAGCCAGAAGAUCUUCACGAGAAGUUCCUAGCUGGUGUUGCUAAUUUGGCUGCUUUGUGCCUCGCCAUCGGCUAUCCCACUAUUGCUAGUGCUCCUCAUAGCAUUGCCAAUGGACUCAAGAACUUAUUGGCCAUUGCUGCCAUUACGGAUAUAGAAUUCAAGGAAGCAACAACCAUCAAGGAAUUCAUCAAAGAUCCCAGCAAAUUUACAGCUGCAGUUACUACUGCUGCGCCUGCUGCUGCAGCAGCAGCAGCACCGGUCGAGGAAAAGAAAGAGGAAAAGAAAGAAGACUCUGAUUCCGAUGACGGUGACAUGGGAUUCGGACUCUUUGAUUAAAAAAAAAAGUGAUGGAGUACUCUACCCUGCGUCUCUGAGUGGACCUGAGUAUUGAUGUUUUGUACCGACGUCCGAAUAAAGUCCAAAAGUAAGAAAUCA